Messenger RNA from Microstroma glucosiphilum, 778 nucleotides. RefSeq names its product COX5A-domain-containing protein. The transcript is spliced from 3 exons. Gene Ontology annotation, cellular component: mitochondrial inner membrane. Gene Ontology annotation, biological process: mitochondrial electron transport, cytochrome c to oxygen. Bases 66 to 596 code for a protein of 176 amino acids. The record is from RefSeq and is a predicted model, not a curated record. NCBI's taxonomy places the organism in Eukaryota, Fungi, Basidiomycota, Exobasidiomycetes, Microstromatales, Microstromataceae.
CUCCACCCUCUUACCCUCCCUCCUAUUCCUCCUCUACACUACCCACAUACACCCACUCACAAGCCAUGUCCUUCCUCUCUGGCUCACUACGAUCCCUCGCCGCAAGGGCAGCACUGGCAGCACCAGCAUCAGCAGCCGCCCCGACCAGGAUCGCACUGCUGCACUCCACUGCCGCCUCUUCUUCAAAGGCUGCUGCCUCACCCCUCGUAGCCGCUGCUAGGACUAGGAUCGUGGCGCCUGCUCAGGCCAAGAGCGUCCUUGGUGCACGUACCUACGCCUCCCACGAGGCCGACGAGUCCUUCGAGGGCUUCACCGCCCGCUACGUCUCCUUCUUCGAUGCCGUCGAGGACCUCUUUGAACUCCAACGCGGCCUCAACAACUGCUUUUCUUACGACUUGGUCCCUGCCCCUGAGGUGAUUGAGAGUGCUCUGAGGGCUAGCAGGAGGGUCAAUGACUUUUCAACGGCAGUGAGGAUCUUUGAUGGAAUCAAGGAAAAGGUGGAGAACAACAAGCAGUAUGAGCAGUACCUCGAGGCAUUGAAGCCUGUCAGGGAAGAGCUGGGCAUCAACACCCGGGAGGAGUUCUACGGAAACUAGACGCGGCAUGGCCUCUGUUCCAAUCGACUCGUACUACUUACUAGACCGGAUACAGCCUCUUGCCAGCGGAGGGCUCUACUUCAAGAGGUGGGAGAGGAGACGAGGGAGGGGAGAGAAGAUCGCUGAGGAGCACGAGGUAGCGACACUAGCGACGCCCUCGUAGGAGAAAGGAGACGAAAAGA